Messenger RNA from Closterium sp. Naga37s-1, 756 nucleotides. Lineage: Eukaryota; Viridiplantae; Streptophyta; Zygnematophyceae; Desmidiales; Closteriaceae. The record is from the annotation of a GenBank genome assembly.
AUGUCGGAGUCGGGGCAGAGCUCCAUCGAGCCCUACGAGUGUGGUCAGUGUGAGGAGUGGGGGCAGAGCUCCAUCGACCUGGGGGUGGUGGGGGUGGGGUGCUACAGCCUGCAGGGCGCUGAGGCACUGCAACAGGGCAGCUGGCAGCUGUUUGGAAGGCUCUUAUCAGAGUCGGGGCAGAGCAACAGGGCGAUCUCUAUGAGGCUCCAUCGACCGGUACGUGCGCGGUCAAUUUGGGUGGGGAGCGGUGCUGGUGGGUGGAACGCGGCCAGUGUGAGUGGGCUGCAGCAGGACGGUGAGAUGCUGGAGGGCGCCGAAGCAUUGCAGCAGGGCCGCUGGCACGUGUUUGGGAGGCUCAUGUUGGAUUUGGGGCAGAGCUCUAUCAAGCAGUACGAGUUCGCCCACCACUCAUGCCCACCACUCACGGGGACUCUCCUCUCCCUUCUCUCCCUUCAUCCCUUUCAUCCCUCUCGCCUCUCACUCUCCCCUCCCCUCACCACCACAGGCAGCCCACCCCUCAUAGAGCUUCAAUCAAUCCUCCUGGCCACACCGGGGGUGCUCGGGGCCAGGUUCAGUGGUGCAGGCUUCAGGGGGUGCUGUGUGGCGCUCGUGGAGCGAGAGAAGGUUGCUGACGUGGCGCGCCACAUGGCAGAAGAGUAUUCGGAGAGACAGCCUGAGCUGGCGGCAGCGUGUCAGAAAGAUAGCAUGGUGGUGGUGUGUGAUAUAAGCGAAGGCGCUAGGGUGAAAAGCACCUGA